This is a messenger RNA of Nannospalax galili (Upper Galilee mountains blind mole rat), 4416 nucleotides long. RefSeq names its product angiomotin like 2 (gene Amotl2). The record is from RefSeq and is a predicted model, not a curated record. The transcript is spliced from 10 exons. Gene Ontology annotation, biological process: actin cytoskeleton organization; hippo signaling; angiogenesis. Gene Ontology annotation, cellular component: cytoplasmic vesicle; bicellular tight junction; plasma membrane. The coding region runs from base 340 to 2658 and encodes 772 amino acids. Lineage: Eukaryota; Metazoa; Chordata; Mammalia; Rodentia; Spalacidae.
CGGGCCGACUCUGGGGCGGCGCGCUCGGGAGCGAGUAGCCAGAGCGUCGGCGCCACCGCCGAGUGCACACCUCCGCCACCGAGCCGUGCCUAGCCGGGCUGGGACGUCGGGGCUGAGCGCGCCGGGCAGCCGUGGGCCGCAGCGGUAAGCGAGGCAGCCCCGCUGUCCGAUCCGCGCAGCGCGCGAGGCUGGUGAGGACGCGCUCCAGCUGCACCCCGACUCUCGGAGCAACCGGGCCUCGGCUGGGAACCGGAGCUGGGGUGACCGAGCCUCCGAGGUGCUCUAGGGCCAGGUGCCUGCUGGCCAUUGUCUAGGCUGGUGUCUACAAACCAGAGAAGUAUGAGGACACUGGAGGAUUCCUCAGGGACAGUUCUGCACCGCCUCAUUCAGGAGCAGUUACGCUAUGGCAACCUGACAGAGACUCGCACUCUGCUGGCCAUCCAACAGCAGGCUCUAAGGGGUGGGGCUGCAGCUGGGGGCACAGGGAGCCCCCAGGCCUCCCUGGAGAUUGGAGUACCUGAAGAUAGCCAGGUGCUGCAACAGGCUACCAGGCAGGAGCCCCAGGGCCAGGAGCACCAGGGUGGAGAGGCCCACCUGGCAGAGAACACGCUGUACCAGCUGUGCCCACAGCCCAGCAAGGGAGAGGAGCUACCCACCUAUGAGGAGGCCAAAGCCCACUCACAGUACUACGCAGCUCAGCAGGCAGGGCCCCGGCCCCAUGUUGGGGACCGGGAUCCUCGAGGGGCAUCAGGAAGCAACCGGCGACAGGAUGAAGCCCUGCGGGAGUUGAGACAUGGCCAUGUGCGGUCCCUGAGUGAACGACUUCUGCAGCUGUCCCUGGAGAGGAAUGGUGCUCGGGUCCCCAGCCACAUGAGCUCUUCCCACAGCUUUCCACAGCUGGCCCGCAGCCAGCAGGGGCCCCCACCCCGUGGCCCCCCUGCUGAAGGCCCAGAGUUGCGUGGGCCCCCACCUCAGUACCCACACGUUGUCCUGGCUCAUGAGACUACGGCUGUCACUGACCCAAGAUACCGAGCCCGAGGCAGUCCACAUUUCCAACAUGCAGAAGUCAGGAUCCUACAGGCCCAGGUACCACCUGUGUUCCUCCAGCAGCAGCAGUACCAGUACCUGCAGCAGCCCCAGGAGCACUCCCCACCCCUCCAUCCAGCUGCUCUGGGCCAUGGUCCCCUGGGCUCCUUUAGUCCAUCUGCGGUGGAGGGACCAACAAGUAUCCAGGCCUCCUCGGGCAGUACCCACCUGGCCCAGGUGGAGACUGUGCUAAGGGAGAAUGCUAGGCUGCAGAGGGACAAUGAGAGGCUGCAGCGGGAACUGGAGAGCUCCACCGAGAAGGCUAGCCGAAUUGAGAAGCUGGAGAAUGAAAUCCAGCGGCUCUCUGAGGCCCAUGAGAGCCUGAUGAGGACCUCUUCCAAGCGUGAAGCCUUGGAGAAGACCAUGCGGAACAAGGUGGACAGCGAGAUGAGGCGGCUGCAGGAUUUCAACCGUGAUCUUAGAGAAAGAUUGGAAUCUGCGAACCGCCACUUGGCAAGCAAGACACAGGAAGCCCAGGCGGGCAGUCAGGACAUGGUGGCCAAGUUGCUUGCUCAGAGCUACGAACAGCAGCAGGAGCAGGAGAGGCUGGAGCGAGAGAUGGCACUGCUACGCGGUGCCAUCGAGGACCAGCGGCGGCGUGCUGAGCUGCUGGAACAGGCACUGGGCAAUGCACAGGGCCGUGCAGCCCGGGCUGAAGAGGAAUUACGCAAGAAGCAGGCCUAUGUAGAGAAGGUGGAACGGCUGCAGCAGGCACUGGGACAGCUGCAGGCCGCCUGUGAGAAGCGGGAACAGCUGGAGCUGCGUCUGCGCACACGCCUGGAGCAAGAACUCAAAGCCCUGCGUGCACAGCAGAGGCAUGCCAGCACCACCAGUGGCAGCAGUGGCAGUGGUGGGUCCACCGAACUCAGUGCCCUGCGACUGUCAGAACAACUUCGGGAAAAAGAAGAACAGAUCUUGGCGCUGGAGGCUGACAUGACCAAAUGGGAGCAGAAGUAUUUGGAGGAGAGGGCCAUGAGACAGUUUGCCAUGGAUGCGGCUGCCACUGCAGCUGCCCAGCGUGACACCACUCUCAUCCGACACUCCCCCCAGCCCUCACCUAGCAGUAGUUUCAAUGAGGGCUUGCUGGCUGGUGGCCACAGGCAUCAGGAGAUGGAGAGCAGGUUGAAGGUGCUCCAUGCCCAGAUCCUGGAGAAGGAUGCGGUGAUCAAGGUCCUUCAGCAGCGCUCUAGGAAAGACUGUGGCAAGGCCACCCAGGGAGCCCUGCGACCCGCCAAGUCAGUGCCAUCCAUCUUUGCAGCCGCAGCAGGGACCCAGGGCUGGCAAGGACUAUCAACCUCAACCUGUGAACGGCAAGCUGAUACACCUGCCCGGCUGACAGAUCGGGCACCAGCAGAGGAGCCAGCAGCCACAACUCCUGUUCCAGCCCACACCAAACACGGGAGCAGAGAUGGGAGCACCCAGACCGAUGGCCCUCCGGACAAUGCCUCUGCCUGCCUGGCCCCAGAGCCCGAUAGCCUCCUGAGGUGCAGCAGUGGCCAGAGGACAACCUCUCUGGACUCUGUAGCUACACGGGUCCAGGAUCUGUCGGACAUGGUGGAGAUACUGAUCUAAAGGAAAGAGGUGGUGCCUUGGAGACCUUGAAACCUGGUCUUCCCUCUGCCAUUCAGCAGCUCCCUCCAAAUGCUGCUCCUCGCUUCCCCCUAGCUAUUGGGAGCUCAGAAAGAAGGACUGCAGGGGAGUUGAGAGAACCCGGCACCCCCGAAAGACUGCUUCUUGGCCCGUAUUCCUCCUGGGCCCAUGAGGAAGGAAGAGCCAGCCUUUCCCUGCCAUCCAGGGUCUGCGUUUGCUGCUGGGGCAGAAAGCUGAGCCCCCUCUGCCCGGACAGUUUGUACUCAGGCAUGGAGAGAGAAGGGUCUGGUUGGUUUGGGGAGCUGAUUCUGAUUCCCAAGGAUGGCUGGGCACCACCAUGGAAGCAGCUGAGCAGUCAGGCAGUCAUGGUGCUCUGUGGCUCUGUGGCAUGGCCCCAGCCAACCGCAUCUGCUCUUCAGUUCUUACUGCCUUCCUCAGAUCACUAAGAUGAAUCUUGGGACUGUUGAGGGCAUGAGUCUUGCAGAAGUGACAACCUCACCCCUUGCUUAGAGUGGGUUCGAGGCCAGCCAAGUGAACUGCAGAACAGUGUGUAUUGUAUAUAAUUCCCUUUCCUGGGGAACAGAAGAUUGAAGCGUGCUGGUUCUGGUUCUCCUUCCAGGGCCAUGUUCCCUGUCCUUGCUGCCGCAGUUUCCAAAUCGUGUGACUGACCUACCAGUUGUUCCUCAGCCUCCAGUUCUUGGCCAGUGGCUUUUGAUGCUGGUUGCCUUUUCUCCCUACCAUCUUAUACCCUAUAUUCAGUGCCCAUGAGACUCUUGUCACCAGCCUUCUGAAAUGGCUCCACAGCUCCUGUCCCUGGGACAUACUGUCAGUUUGGUUAUAAACUGAGCCAGAUGCAAUGAGCCACCAUCUAGCAGAACAUCUGCCAUGCCCAGCACCAGAUUCUCUGAGGAAACUGGACAAGUUGUUCUCAAAUGUGUUAGUUUCUACCUACAGGGACUGGGAAAGAGAGGGAGCUAUGCUGUUGAAAACUUAUCCGAGAGCUUCCAAGCCAACUCAAAAAGAUCUCUCAAAGGUGCCCCCAUCACAAAAUGGCACCCACGAGGCUGGCUCCUCAAAACUUGCGGUGCCCCAGUCCCCAAGCAAGGACAAGUACUGGGAAUCUGGGUGAUGCAUCCCACAUUGGCAACCUGCCAGCAGCAGUGACUUUUGACUUCUGGUCUUAAAGUCCCCACCCCUCCCCCCAGUUCAGCUUCUAGAAAGCAAUGAAUGGAUGUUAACGGUUUCGUCUUUACUGUCUUUCGCUCUCCUUGAAUCUUUGGGUAUUUUUGUUUAUGUUUUUUCCUUCACUGUUUUUAAAUUCUUUAUGUUGUUGUAUUCCCAUGGUUCUCUGAGUUUCCUUUUUAAACAUUUGCAUUUGCUGGACAAUUGCAUAUUUUUUUAAAUUCCCCUACCCCUGUUUAAAGCUGAAAAAUACAUUUGGCUCAUGUGCGUUGUUUACAAAGAUAAAAGGAAAAAAAAAAGAGGAAAAAGAAGGGCAAAAACAUUGUGGAAAAACAACUUAAUAUAUUUUGGAUUAAUAUUUGGUAUUUCUUUUAAAGUAUUUUUUGUGCUGUGAACAUUUUCUGCCAAAGACCAUGACGUGUGUGUCUGUGUGUUUAAGUUAUCGUGAAUAUUUAAAAGGUAAACAUGGCCGUUUUGUUACGCCACCCUGUACCAGGAUUGCUGCUGCAUUCCACUGGGUAUGACAGUAUUUUAAUAAAAAAAAUUUCUAAGGAAUAA